This is a messenger RNA of Dimorphilus gyrociliatus, 2039 nucleotides long. NCBI's taxonomy places the organism in Eukaryota, Metazoa, Annelida, Polychaeta, Dinophilidae. The record is from the annotation of a GenBank genome assembly.
GUUGCCUUGAAUUAUCGGCUAAAGUUGAAUAUUCUAGUUUUCGUUCACUCUUAACUCAUGUACUCAUGAAGACUCCUCUUUCAUUUACAUUUUUUGAAAGUUUUGAUUUAUGUUUCUGAAAUUUUACCAAAGCUAAAUGGACAACGGUAAAGAUUUUCGGUCAACUCAUGAGAAAAACAUGCAGUUGUACCGAGAUAACUUGGAUCUAUUAAGAAGAUUGGAUAUAGAUAUGUCCUACAAUAAAUCCAUGUCGGCCAAUUCUAGACCCGUCACGUCCAAAGCAAGAAAAUCUGCAAAAUCUUCAGAACGUAAGAAAAGAGAAUCUCCUAAAAAUCUUGAAACUGUUGCUACAAACUUUCUAGAGAGGACUGAUAGAAUUGAAAAUGAAAAUGUGACUCUAAGACAAGACAAUGAAAGAUUAUUGAGUAGCAUGAAUAAAAUCAUUGAAGAAAACAAAUCGAAUGAUGAUGAAUUACAUAGAUUGAAGAGCGAGAAUGCUGAAUUAAUUGAGAAAUGUGAAGAACUAAAAGAGGAUAAUCAAGCUUUAAAAAUUCAACUAAAUGAUUCGUCGAACUCAAAAUCGGAUAGAGUAACCAAUUUGGAAGAAAGCCAUGACGAACUCCAAUUGGAAAUUGAAAGAUUGCAAAAUCAACUAUCAAAGGAACAAUCAGAAAAUGAGAGUCUAACUCAAAAGAUAAGAGAAACUAUGAAAUCGAAUAAACAAGAAUUAAUUCGCAAAGAAGAAGAGAUCGAAAAUUUAAAAAGGGACAAGAGAAGGUUAAAUGAAAAAGUUGGUGAUUUACAAGAGGAAAUUGAUAACUAUCAUAGCGAUUCAAAGAAAUCAUCAAACGAACUUCAAGAAGAAUUAGAAGGACUACGAAUGGACUUGAAGGAAGGUGUUCAAAAAUUAAAAACGUUGAAAGGUGAUUAUAAUAACUUAGAAGAGAAAUACGAACGGCUCAAAGGAGAGAGGAGUAAAGAUUUUAUGGCAGAAUUCGAAACUGAUGAAAGGAUACAAGAUUUGGAGAAAGAAUUAAGAAUUUCAAAUCAAAAGUAUAAAGACUUAAACGAAGAUUACGAAAGCAUGAAAGAUAAAUAUAAAAAUUUAAAAACGAAAAAAGAGAAGAGCGCAAGCGCGGAAAUUGAAAUCUCCUCUGCAAAAGAGAAUUAUCAAAGAGUUCUAGAAGAGAAACAAAACGUCAUAAUCAAAUUAGAAGAGUUGAAAGACGAAAAGAUAAAAUUAAAUAGUGAUUAUGAAAAAUUGAAAUUACUAAAUGAUGAGGGUAAAAGACAGUUAGAAGCUCUAGAAGCGUCUACCUUAAAUUUAACUAAUUCGUUAAGUGUUAAAAAUAGGCAAAUAUCGGAUUUAAGAAAGGAGUUAGAAAUGUCUCAAUCAGAUAUUCAACAAUCCAGAAAUGAAAGAAUAUCAUUGGACUCCCUUCAAUCGCAAUUGGAAGAUAUUCAAAGCGCCCAUAGAAAGUUAAUAGACGAUAAUAGAAGAUUAAAGAAUGAAUUAAAUCAAAAGAAAAUGCUGCAUGUACAAAGUUCAAACGUCGGCUCGGAUUUCGAGCGGGAGUUACAAUCUACAAGAGCCAAAUUAAAAAAAGCCGAUAAUAGAAUAAUUGAACUUGAAAGUUGGCUAGAUGAGAUCUAUUCAACAGAUGUUCUUACAAAUCGAACUAGUCCGUCGAGUCUUCCGUCUUUAACGAGUAGGGGAAAAGAGCCGAUGAUAUUGGAAAACGGCUUUAGACGUUACUACUCACUUGGGGGUAAAGAAGGUUAUAGAUAUCGUUUCAUUAAAUCUAAAAGAACUACUGACUUAACCUCGAAAUAAGUUAAUAGUAUUAGCUUAAGUUUCUCUUUCAACCCCCGCAGACUGUGUGAUAAAUAACUAAAUAUAUGUCAAUAAUUAAACAAAAACAUAAUAAAAUUUGUAUAGCCUCAGGUAAAGUCGUAAAGUUUCCAUUAACAAGUCAACUAGAAUAAGAUAAAAAUUAGGCAGUUACAUAACUAAACAAUGAUGGCUACUCUUACAUUUA